CUUGCCCUUGUACUCAACUUCUUAUACUCCAUUUAUCAUCUCCCUAAGGCGAUUGGGAAAGAUGACAGUUUACAGAGGGAUUUAGAAAGGGUCAACCAUGUGACUGCACGCCACAAAUGAAGUCGGCAAACGAUCUGGUUAGGCAGAAGGACCAGAAACUGCUGCAUCUCCAGGCUGAGGUGAAGAAAUUGCAGAGGCAGCUGAAAGCAGAGGAGGUGGCAGCAGAUGGACAGCCUCCACCAACCAUUUAUGCCAUCACGCCAACGUACACCAGGCUGGUGCAGAAAGCUGAGCUGGUCCGUCUCUCUCAGACCUUCCUACACGUGAAGAAGUUCCACUGGAUUGUGGUGGAAGAUGCUGCCAAUCGUUCCAAGCUGGUGGCUGACCUCCUGGCACAGAGCGGCUUGUCCUACACCCACCUCAGCUUACCGACACCCACUAUCUACAAGCUGAAGGAGAGUGAUCCCAACUGGCUGAAGCCUCGGGGCGUGGAGCAGAGGAACCUGGGCAUCCAGUGGCUGCGGGAAAACCGGGAGCUCAGCGAGGAGGCUGUGGUCUACUUUGCAGAUGAUGACAACACCUACAGCUUGAAAUUGUUUGAUGAGAUGCGCUGGACGAAGCAUGUUUCGGUUUGGCCAGUGGGACUUGUUGGGGGCUUACGUUUCGAGAGGCCGCUGGUGGAGAACGGGAAGGUGGUUGGGUUUUACACGGCCUGGAAACCAAACCGUCCUUUCCCCAUGGACAUGGCAGGGUUUGCUGUGGCCUUACAGCUUCUUCUGGCUAACCAUGAGGCCAGGUUUGACAUAAACGCAGAGCGUGGUUACCUUGAAAGCAGUUUGCUGCAAUCGCUGGUCUCCAUCGAGGAGCUUGAACCCAAGGCAGACAAUUGUAACACAGUCCUGGUCUGGCACACACGCGCUGAGAAGCCAAAGUUGAAGCAGGAGGACGUGCUUCAGAAAGAGGGGAAAGGAUCGGAUGCCCGCAUCGAGGUCUGAGCUGGACAAACAGGAGCUGGACAGAUAGGAAGGAGAGCCUCGCUUUGCUAACCAUCCAGGUGCUGGGUGGUGGGAAGGCAUGAUGGCCUGCAUGAUAUGUACAGGGAGCUACACUGCAUCCUGUUUUAAGCAGUGUAACAGGAGAGAGCAUGGGGUUUAGAAGGAGCAGAGAUUCUAGCAAUUGACAUCAGGUACACCAAACACACAGGAUCUUCAACACAAGCAGAUCUUCAUCAUUUAUCUUUGUGUUCCUUAAAAAAAAAAAAAUCCCUGUUUGUCUUAAACUCACUGUAAUGGCUGGAUGAUUUUGCUGUGCCAGCUUGUUGUGUUUCCUCUUGUGAAUUGAGUUUGGGGCAUAUUCAUUGCACACAUCUGCCCGGUAAUUCUGCUGUGAGCUGUCAGCUGGAGUUCGGGUGACCAGCAUGUGAUUGCAGGAGAUCUGAGGUUGGGUUUGAAAACUGUGCCACUGGCAGUAAGUCCGAGGGAGCUUUAUUCUGCAUCUAAUGUGGAGUGGCUAAGUGACGACACUUAAGCGUUUUCCCUCCUCAUUCCUAUUUUGUGUUCAAAAACAUCUUUUUAAUGAGUUCUUUCUUUGCCCCAGUUGCAGAGGGACUGGUCUCUUGUUCCUGGACGAGAAAGCUAUUGAUUUCCAGUGGAGUGUUAGGAGCAGUACGCACCUCAGCUAAUGGUACGGUUAAGUAAGAAUCCGAAAUAGAAAGGAUAGCAAUUGCUCAGUUAAAAUUUUAUGAUUACUGAAAUAUUUUGAUAAAUAAGUCCUGCCUUUAGAUGCUGCUGCUGCUCAGGAAUAUUUCUGUAUUUCUUGAUUUGUGAUCUGGUUAUCUCUCUUUCUGUUUUCUCUCUUUCGGUUUUCUCCUUCUCAUCCUGACCCCUCAAACACCCCACCCCGACCCUGGGAUGUUGGGAAUUAAUUGGAACUUUGCAGAUUGAUAUCAAUAGAUUUUACAGAAGCCCUCUCCAGGGAUAUGGAGUUGAUCUGAUUAAAUGGUGGAGGAAGCUUAAGGGGCAGAAUGGCCUCCUCCUGUCCCUGUUUCUCAAGCCUUCAAAGACUUGCUAGACCAUCAGGAUCAGCUGAAUUGAACACCACUGUGCCAACUGGCUCAGCAUCCAGCUGCUGCUGAUCGGAAGAUCCAGAGUUGUCCUGUAAUCACUGCCAACUGCCAAAUGAAGCCCAAGUCCCCACUCCCAAGGAUGUGUUUCUGCUCAGCUGAGCAGCUUGCCCUCUAACCUGGAUAUGAGGUGAAAGGUGAAGUUCUGUUGAAGUCAGCCUUGUUUUAUUCCUCCUGCUAGCUAGGGGUGUUGCUAGCUAGUCCAAUACUUAUUACCCAUUUAUAAUUGCCCAAAAAAUAAUUGAGAGUCACCCACAUUGCUGUGUAUCUAGAGUAGGCCAGACCAGGUAAGGAUAGUAGGGCUCUAGUGACCCAGAUGGGCAGUCCACAGUGGUCAUAACAAUUGCUAUUAGCAUAGCAUUUGAUUCUGCAUUCUUAUUGAACUCAAAGUUCACUAUCUCCCAAAGUGGUAUUCAAACCUGUGUCACAAGAACACUAUGCUGCUGCCCCCUGUUAACCCUGCGGCCUGAUCACCCCAAGGUGACAGUUGGGAGGUUGAACCUAUAUUUUACUUUCCUGUUUGCUGUGCCAAUUUAUACUGUCAGCUUAUUCCAUCUGAUCCCCAUAUCCUUGCUGUAACAUUGUGUCAGAGAGUUUGGUAAUGUAGCUCGGUGGAGUAGAGCGAGUUCUGGAAUCAUGCCUUGGGCUGUCUGUCUCUGUCUAGACAUCCACCUGCUUAGCUAGAAUGCCCCAGCUCUAAGGAAUUCCCAGUCUCAAUUGUGAAGUGUAGAAUCAAAUGGACCCUUCCUGCUGUAGCAACCUCACUAUUUGUUCUGAUUGAAUAUUUAUGCUUCCAUAUCCAAUCCAGAAUCAUUGAGAUAGCCCCGAUUCUGUUUCUGAGAGCUUCCAUUUCUGUUACAAGAGACAUUCCGAGCCCCGAGAUGAGAGUUUGAUAGUUACGCUUGGCUGGUGCCAUCAGUGUGGUGAAGGAGAAGUUGUUACACUCUGCUGCUUUAGGUUUUUCCAACUGUGGGUGGUUAUUGAGAGACCAUUGAAAUGAAGGGAAGCUGCUGAAUAUAUUUAACACUAAUCAGUUUACUAACGUGGGUUAUAAACAGACUGCUGAUAGUCAUUUUUCUAAAUGGGAUGUGCGGUGGAAGCACUGUGAAUUAUGAACCACCCCCUCAGCUUUUUUUGUUUAUUACCUCUUGAACAUUUUGUAUUUAGUUGCAAUCAGUGUCGUGCUGCGAAGGGCUUCCAGUGAGCGGUUCAUAAAUCACUAAUAAAGGCUUCCUAUGGGAAUGAGCUACUCAAGUAGUUUCAGAUCCAUUAGAUCAUUAGCCCCUUGGCUUGCACCCUCUGAUGUUUAUUGUUUCAGUAAUUUAUAUCAGACAAUAUAUUCAGUGUGUGUCUGUUAGGACUGGGGUGGGGCAAUGGGACUAAUUGGAUAGCUCUUUCAAAGAGCUGACGCAAGUACAAUAGGCUGAUUGAUCCCCUCUCCCCAGUACUGUAAUAUUCUGUAAUUUUGUGUGUGUGUCUGUGUGUUGUAUUGGGCUAUGACGUUUACUUGGGCUUUUUGUUGCAUCGUCUGUGAUCUUUUUUUCACAACAUCUGAAAGGAAAUGUGGGUUUGCAACAACUGGAGUGCACUCUGUAAGUGUGCAGUAUUCUAUGUGGAAGGGAUGAUAAGUACAUGCAUGUAAAUUUGUACAGCAGCUUUCGACACGUCCCCAAGUCUUUCACGGCUAAUGAAGUAGUUUUGAAGUCAGCUCACUGAUUGAUAGAGGAAACGUUGCUGCUAGUUUGCACACAGCAAGCUCCCACAAACAUUAUGACAUUGGUUGAGCCACAUCUCAUCUGAAAAGCUGCAAUACCCUGAAUGACAAUGCAGCAUUUGCUCAGUCCUGGAGCUGGGGAGUGUGGGUCUAGAAUCUGUGAUCAGGUCUCUGGAGUGGGACUUGAACCCACAGCCCCCAGAGGCUGAGAUAUUCUCGGAAUCAUGUCUCCUUCUGUGCACUUUGUACACAAUGUUCAGUAUCUCAGGCUUGACAUAAUGGCAUGGUUCUUUUGCUGUUUGCAUGCAACCCGUCAGGAGAAUUAACACAGUGUAGAAGUUUCAUAGGGGUUUCAUUUUUAAUGAUUUCCUUAGUUUCAUUCAGAUCCCUGUUGAGAGCUCAUGAAAAAUUGAACAUCUGACCCUCUGUAUUCUCCUUUUACCACCUUGAGGUUCGUCAGAACUGUGCACCACCCCCCUGCCCUGGGUAAGUUCCUGUUGUCAGGAAAAUCUCCUGUCAGUCGUUGUAGCCUGGAACUCACCACGCUGCCUGGUGGGGAACUGGAAGCAGAUUCAGUAGGAACUUUCAAAAUUGGAUAAAUACUUAAGGGAAUAAGAUUGCCGGGGAUGAUGGGGAAAGGGCCCCCUUCGACACUGAUUCUCUUUCUGAAAGUGGAUGUUAGAGCCCUAUGCAACAUGUGCUAAGUAUGUGUUAAUAUGCUGCAUCCUGAUCCCAGUCUGUGAUCAAUGCCUUUACCACACUCCUCCUGUUUUCAUGUAAACAGCUGCCCUUGAGGUUGCUUAUCUUCCCAGCUCCCCACUGCUGCUGCUUCCUCCAGCUAUCGAGAGUAGCCUGGCCUCCAGUCUUCUUGGGAGGUAUUCACUGAAUCAGCAGACAGUGUUGAGCUGUUUAUCAGCUGUGCCCAUGUCUUGUAGGAGUGAGGUGUGAAGCUCCGAGCUCCAUCACAGAAACUAAAACACAGAGCCUGCAAAGCUCUGAACUGAGAAAGAGGAAGUCAGGUUUGUGCUUGAUAAAACAGUUCUGUUAAACGGGAUGUGUUAACAGCAUCACCAGCCAAUAGGUGUCACUAUGUAGGUUAGUAAAUGUUCUAAAUGCUGCUGACUUUUAAAGAUUUCCAUUUAUGUAGCACCUUGCAUGUUCUCAGAAUGCCGCAGUGAAUUACUUCUGCAGGUUGGCUGUCCCUGUUCUGUCAGCAAACAUUGUACAGUGGGAUCUCGCAAGCAGAACUCAGAUGGCUUUGCAAGUUAUUCUUGAUACUGUUCAAUAAAUGGCGGCCAGGAUACUACACGUAACAUCCUUGCUCUUUUUCUUCCCAAAGUAACGCCAUAAGGUCAUUCCCAUCGACUCAAGUGGGCACCUGGGGCCUGUUUUAGAUGCUGAAGCCUCUGGAGUGGAACCUGAAUCUACAGCCUGACUCGAGCACACAACUCCAGGGGUGUGAUUGUAUGGUGGUAAUGUUAUUGGGUUAGUCAUUCAGAGAACUGGAUUAAGGAGAUCAAACUCCAACACAGUAGUUGAACAAUUUUAAUUAAGUAAAUUGGCAGUAAAAAGCUAUUAUCAAUAAUAGUGACCAUGAAACAGUCAGAUUGUUGUAAAAACUGACUGAUUUGCUAAUAUCCUGCAGGCAGGUUGUCUGCAGUCCUUACCUGGUGUAGCGAACUUGUGAUUGCAGACCCACAGCAAUGUGGUUCCCUCAAUUAUGUGUCAGUGUUGGCUCAUCUGUCAUCUGAGGCAGUUGUCUAUGGAUUCAAGUCCUACCCCAGGGCUUCAGCCUAAGAUUUAAGCUUGAUAUUCUAGUGCAGUAGUUGGGGGAGUGCUGCACGUUCAGAGCUGCAUUUUGGAUAAGCUUUCAAACUAAGGCUCCAUGAGCAUCUUCAGGUGGGCCUAAAGGAUCCCAGGGCACACUUCUGAAGAGAAACUGGAGAGUUCUUCUCUGUGCCCUAACCAGUGUUUAUCCUUCAGUCGGCACCAACAGGUUAUCUGAUCGUUCUCACGUUGCUAUGUGUCGGAGCUCAUCAAUUGGACUUUUUGACUUGGUCGUAAAGGAUUCAUAUCUUUUUGCCCUCUUUCCCUGAACACUGGCUGCUGCAGACAAGGUCAUGUGUCUUGCUACUCAAGCUCCCUAAUGAUACGGUUCUGUCACAUGCUAUAAAGAAUGUCUUUGAGAGCGUUGCUGCAUCUCUUCUGUUACCUGUGUUCACCCUCCCACAAUCCUUUGUAGUGGGUCUGACAUAUAAACCUAUUACAGACUGCAUUCACAGGCAUGAGAAUCCCAAUACAGUGGUUUUAUUGGUGAGCGAUUGUCAUUUUGACAGAGCGCAGUUAUCUUGGCACCUGUGCAUGUGUUUUCAUGACGGCAUGUGUGAAAAUAAACUUUCAAAAAUUGAAACGCA
Molecule: messenger RNA, 6250 nt
Organism: Rhincodon typus (whale shark)
Lineage: Eukaryota; Metazoa; Chordata; Chondrichthyes; Orectolobiformes; Rhincodontidae
Gene: b3gat3
Product: beta-1,3-glucuronyltransferase 3 (glucuronosyltransferase I)
Exons: 5
Coding region: 117-995 (292 amino acids)
Biological process (GO): carbohydrate metabolic process; chondroitin sulfate proteoglycan biosynthetic process
Cellular component (GO): Golgi membrane
Molecular function (GO): galactosylgalactosylxylosylprotein 3-beta-glucuronosyltransferase activity
Source: RefSeq, a predicted model, not a curated record